This is a messenger RNA of Diaporthe batatas, 978 nucleotides long. RefSeq lists its product as uncharacterized. The record is from RefSeq and is a predicted model, not a curated record. The transcript is spliced from 2 exons. The coding region runs from base 1 to 978 and encodes 325 amino acids. NCBI's taxonomy places the organism in Eukaryota, Fungi, Ascomycota, Sordariomycetes, Diaporthales, Diaporthaceae.
AUGGCGACGACACAGAGACCCCUAUUAUGGCUGCUCCUCAGCCUCAUGGCCGCCACGGCCCACGCCCAAGGAGGCAGCAUCAUCCCGCCGGGUCUCACCUCGGACUUCACAACCAGCCUCGGCCUCGAGGUCAGCUAUCAGGGGACGGGCAGCCGGUUCGACGGCAUCCAAGACGGCAGCACGCUCCCGGCGGCGGCGGUGGCGACGGACCCCGUCUUUGCCCUCUCGGACCAGUCCGCCGUCAACACGCGCAUCGCCUUCCUCGUCAUGAUGCUCGACACCACCGACCCGGCCGCCCCCGUGCUCCACUUCGCGCAGGACCAGUUCAAGGCCGACGGCGUGCAGACGGGCAUCUCGUCGCAGGCGCAGCCCCUGGUCGCCUACGCCCCGCCCGGCAGCCUGGGCGAGACGGGCCAGCGCCAGUACUCGUUCCUGCUCUUCCAGGAGCCUUCGGGCACGACCAUCUCCGGCCUGCCUCAGGCCGGCGAGACUCUUAAUGUCGACCAGUUCCUCACGGCGAACAACAUGAAGGGUGCCCGCGCGGGCGUUGGCAUUCUGGUCGACAACAAUGGCGGCGGCGGCGGCGGCGGAGGUGGUGGUGGUGCAGCACCGGCGCCCGUGCCGCCCGUGGCCCCGGGCACUACCCCCAUCGCAACCUUCACCUCGAUCAUCCAGACGCCACCCGCCGUCACGCCCGGAGCUCCGGCCCCUGUUGUGCCAACUCAGCCAGUCGCAACGCCCCAGCCUCAGCCUCAGCCUCAGCCUUCGGACAAACCGCGAACGUCGGAGGCGACAGGCGCGGCAACAAGCGGGGCGGCCCCUUCGGCUUCUGCAGGAGCUGGCGGCUCGGGCAGCUCGACUGGGGAGACGGGCUCUGGGAGUGGUAUCGUCACGGCGGGUGGCAGUGUCCUCGAGGCCAUCCCCGCACGGGCGCUGGCUGUGGUCGCUGGUCUCAUUGGUGGCAUCAUGCUGGUAUGA